Messenger RNA from Morchella sextelata, 405 nucleotides. RefSeq lists its product as uncharacterized. The record is from RefSeq and is a predicted model, not a curated record. The transcript has a single exon. Bases 1 to 405 code for a protein of 134 amino acids. Lineage: Eukaryota; Fungi; Ascomycota; Pezizomycetes; Pezizales; Morchellaceae.
AUGAACCAUUCUUCAUCUUCGCAGAACACGCCCCAUACAAUGAACAAUACACACCCAGAUAUGACUACAUUUUACUCAAGGAUUGUCCUCCAGGAAUCAAACGCCAGAAUAGACCUCAACUAUAUGUAUUGGGUAGUUAGUAACGCCCUCAGAAUCGCUAUUGAACCAAUCAAACAAAACACCAACCAGAUCAACCGCGAUAACACUGCCAAUGAGACAGUAAAGAUUAUCCACGCGGUCAGCUGUUUGGAGGGAAGAGCCCUUGAUCAGGUCAGACCACUUGUUAAUGCCAAUCCUGUUGACUUCUUUUCCUCCGUCACCUUCUUCGUCGACCACAUGGAAGCCUCAUUUAGAGACCUAAACACCCGAAGUACCACCCACCACCAACUCAUCCCCAUGAGGUAA